Messenger RNA from Cololabis saira (Pacific saury), 1132 nucleotides. Its product is annotated as angiopoietin-4-like. Gene Ontology annotation, biological process: Tie signaling pathway; angiogenesis. Lineage: Eukaryota; Metazoa; Chordata; Actinopteri; Beloniformes; Belonidae. The coding region runs from base 26 to 826 and encodes 266 amino acids. The transcript is spliced from 7 exons. Gene Ontology annotation, molecular function: receptor tyrosine kinase binding. The record is from RefSeq and is a predicted model, not a curated record.
AGCAGGAAGACAAAGUUCAUCCAACAUGCAGGACAGAAUGAAGGAUCUGACUGGCUUUCGUGGACUCGUACUGGUCCUUCUUCUGAGCUCUUCUCAACAGACUCAGGUACAGGUAAAGCUUCCACAGUUUGCUGGCUUUCCUCAGGACUGCUCAAAGAUUAAGUCUCUGUCACCACAAGCAUCCAGUGGGGUUUAUACUAUCCAGCCUGAGGGCACCAAGACUCCCUUUAAGGUGUACUGCGAGAUGCUUUGGGAUGGAGGCUGGACAGUUUUUCAGAGACGUACCGGAGAACCUCUGUCCUUCGAAAAAAAUUGGCAAGCCUAUAAAAAUGGUUUUGGACGCCCAACAAAUGAUCACUGGCUCGGUUUGGAGAAGGUUUUCCUUCUGACUAAGAAGAAAAGGUGGACCUUGAGAGUGGACCUGUGGGACUUUGAAGGUGGUUCUGCGUUUGCCGAGUACAAGAACUUCAGACUGGGAAAUGAAAGAACAGCUUACAAACUGCAUGUGGGGCAAUACAGGGGAAAUGCAGGUGAUGCCAUCCGUGGAGCCUAUCCAGGUAUCGACCAAAAUGGCUACGGCUUCAGCACCAUCGACCGUGACAACGACGGGUGCAACCCAUGCAUCUUUGGUGACAUUGCUCGUGAUCGGUGUGUUGAUACGAAGUACAGUGGUUGGUGGUUUAGCAAAUGUGGCUCUGCAGACCUAAACGGUGAAUGGCAUCCUUCUGGUGACAACAUUGGUUGGGCUUCAGGCCUCCACUGGGAAACCUGGAAAUCUGUGCCCUACUCUGCCAAGGCCUCCAGAAUGAUGAUCAAGUCUUAUUGAUAGGAACCCUGACUCUAAUGCUGUUUUUUUUUCAAUGCCUCCACAGUACUUCUGUCUCCCAAAAAUAUGUAUUAUUAUUGCUGAAAAGAAAAAAAAUACAUAUUGAAACGAGAACAUGCAAUCCUAGAAUGAGUCCUCACUGGGACUCAUUUUUAAUUAAGCUGUAACUCAUCUGUUAUUACUGGAAUUUAUCUUUUUAGUUGGCCUUUCAUCAAAGUUUCUACCUAUCUCAGAUGAAGCCUGUGUGUGAAAAAAAUUACAUUUGGAUAUUCGUUUUGAAGGUCUUUGAUGCUAAAUUUUUGAUUC